This is a messenger RNA of Racocetra persica, 1344 nucleotides long. The record is from the annotation of a GenBank genome assembly. NCBI's taxonomy places the organism in Eukaryota, Fungi, Glomeromycota, Glomeromycetes, Diversisporales, Gigasporaceae.
AUGUCGGAAGUUAUGGAAAAUGAACCAGAAGAUAGGGAAUAUGAGGAAAUGUUCUCCCCAUAUGCUGAUGAUGAUUCACCGCUUUUGGAAAUAUUCAAGAAGACGAUAAUCAGAAGAGUCGUUUUGCGAACAUUGGCUAUUACAGCUCUUUCGGUGUUGGUUGUCGCACUUUGGGAUCGUAUAGGUAUCAAGCUUGGAAUUAAACCGGAUUUCGUUACCGUCAUUACUUUUGUUGUGUCUCUUUUGCUUGCUUAUAGAACCAAUAGAGCCUAUGAUAGGUAUUGGGAAGGAAGAUGUCUAUGGGCAACUAUGAUAACAAAGAUCAGAGAUCUUGCACGAUUCGUUCUUGUAAAUGUUCCACCUAAGAGAAAAAUGAAUGCCGAAAAGGAAGUUGUCUUUGAUCUCUUGAAAGGAUUCGCAUCUGCCACUAAGGAUUUCCUUCGAGAAAUACAUUAUAAAGAUGGUGACUAUUCGACUUAUUUAAAUCUGGAGAAAAUAGUCGAUAGAGAAGCUGUAAAGCCUGUAUCGAAAGGUGAAUCUGAGAAUAAUGAAACUGGAUGCAUGAAAACUUAUAAGCCCAAUGUACGUGGAAUAAACAAACUAUAUAGGAAAAAGGUGUUAAAAAAUAGAAAUUUGCGCAAAUUCCGUCAAAUAAUUGAUUAUAAUUUGCCACUUGAGAUUGCCUUGUACUUGAAUUACUACAUAAGUCAAGUGGAUAAUAAAGGUGAAGUAAAUAAUCAAGUGGAUAAUAAUAACAAUAAAGCCAAUAAUAAAGAUGAAGUAAAUAAUCAAGUGGAUAAUACCGAUAAAGCCAAUAAAACAGAUGAUGCGAUAAUCGGUAUGAUGUACGAUAGAGUAAGCUCACUCGUGGAGUGCUUAACAAACCUAGAGAAAGUUCUCAGAUCACCAAUUCAUUAUGCAUACGCCAUUCAUCUUUUGCAUACUACGUGGAUAUUUUGUAUAUCACUUCCAUUCCAAUUAGUUGAAGACCUUGGAUGGGCCACUGUGCCUAUAGUAUUUUUGACCUCAUUUAUCUUACUAGGAGUCGAUGAGAUCGCAGAUGAGAUCGAAAAUCCAUUCGGUGAAGAUCCAAAUGAUAUAGAAUUAGAAAACUUAUGCAAAUAUAUUGAGUUGGAAUUAGAUUUUAUUAAGAAACAUGGUGGUACAACAUCUAUUGAGAAAGAUGGUAAAGACAUGAAAGAUUGGUGGGAUAAGGCAAUAAAAAAAGCGGCAAAAAAUCCAGAAACAAUUUCAGAAAACGGUCAAGCAAAAAUAAAUGCAUCAAAACAAGAGGUUGAUGAAAUAAAAUCAAAUCAUGAAACAGAUGUUAGGAUUAAUAUGUAA